AUGUCUGACCAAGCUGUCGCCCGUUUGGCCGGCAUCAAUGUCGGCGCACCGGCGCGUCCUUUACCUAGUGCUGAUUUCGGUCUCAUCGGUCUGGCCGUUAUGGGCCAGAACCUGAUCCUCAACGUUGCUGAUCACGGUUUCACUGUCUGCGCUUACAACCGUACGACCUCCAAGGUCGACCGCUUCCUUGCCAAUGAGGCCAAGGGCAAGUCCAUUGUCGGUGCUCACUCCGUCGAGGAAUUCUGCGCCAAGCUGAAGCGCCCCCGCCGUAUCAUGCUGCUGGUUAUGGCUGGCAAGCCUGUCGACGACUUCAUCGAGUCUCUCCUGCCCCAUCUCGAGGAGGGUGAUAUCAUCAUCGACGGUGGUAACUCCCACUUCCCCGACAGCAACCGCCGCACCAAGUACCUGAAGGAGAAGGGCAUCCGCUUCGUCGGUAGCGGUGUUUCCGGUGGUGAGGAGGGUGCCCGUUACGGUCCCUCUCUGAUGCCCGGUGGUAACGAGGAGGCCUGGCCCUACAUUAAGGACAUCUUCCAGAGCAUUGCCGCCAAGAGUGACGGCGAGGCUUGCUGUGACUGGGUUGGUGACGAGGGCGCCGGUCACUUCGUCAAGAUGGUUCACAACGGUAUCGAGUACGGUGACAUGCAGCUGAUUUGCGAGGCUUAUGAUAUCAUGAAGCGUGGUCUGGGCAUGCCCGUCAACGAGAUUGCCGAUGUCUUCGCCAAGUGGAACAAGGGUGUCCUGGACUCGUUCCUUAUUGAGAUCACUCGUGACGUUCUCUACUUCAACGACAACGAUGGCACUCCCCUCGUUGAGAAGAUCCUUGACAAGGCCGGCCAGAAGGGUACCGGCAAGUGGACCGCCAUCAACGCUCUCGACCUUGGCAUGCCCGUCACCCUGAUCGGUGAGGCCGUCUUCGCCCGUUGCCUGAGCGCCAUCAAGGACGAGCGUGUCCGUGCCAGCAGCCUCCUCGAUGGCCCUACCCCCCAGUUCACCGGUGACAAGCAGGCUUUCAUCGAUGACCUCGAGCAGGCUCUGUAUGCCUCCAAGAUCAUCUCCUACGCUCAGGGCUUCAUGCUCAUCCAGGAGGCUGCUCGCGAGUAUGGCUGGAAGCUGAACAAGCCCUCCAUUGCCCUCAUGUGGCGUGGUGGCUGCAUUAUCCGCUCCGUCUUCCUCAAGGACAUCACCAACGCUUACCGCAACAACCCCGACCUGGAGAACCUCCUGUUCGACAACUUCUUCAAGGCCGCCAUCCAGAACGCUCAGCAGGGCUGGAGAAACGUCGUCAGCAAGGGCGCCCUCUGGGGUAUCCCCACCCCCGCCUUCAGCACUGCUCUGACCUUCUACGACGGAUACCGCACCCGGGACCUCCCUGCCAACCUGCUGCAGGCUCAGCGUGACUACUUCGGUGCUCACACCUUCCGCAUCAAGCCCGAGUGCGCCAACGAGAACUACCCCGAGGGCAAGGAUAUCCACGUCAACUGGACCGGCCGUGGUGGUGACGUGUCCGCUUCCACCUACGUUGUUUAA
Messenger RNA from Aspergillus udagawae, 1527 nucleotides. RefSeq names its product NADP(+)-dependent, decarboxylating phosphogluconate dehydrogenase. Gene Ontology annotation, biological process: pentose-phosphate shunt, oxidative branch; pentose-phosphate shunt. Gene Ontology annotation, cellular component: cytosol. Gene Ontology annotation, molecular function: NADP binding; phosphogluconate dehydrogenase (decarboxylating) activity. Lineage: Eukaryota; Fungi; Ascomycota; Eurotiomycetes; Eurotiales; Aspergillaceae. Bases 1 to 1527 code for a protein of 508 amino acids. The record is from RefSeq and is a predicted model, not a curated record. The transcript is spliced from 5 exons.